Messenger RNA from Lodderomyces parapsilosis, 1170 nucleotides. RefSeq names its product Rad14p (gene RAD14). Gene Ontology annotation, molecular function: damaged DNA binding. The record is from RefSeq and is a predicted model, not a curated record. The transcript has 2 exons. Gene Ontology annotation, cellular component: nucleotide-excision repair factor 1 complex. Gene Ontology annotation, biological process: nucleotide-excision repair, DNA damage recognition; nucleotide-excision repair involved in interstrand cross-link repair; base-excision repair. NCBI's taxonomy places the organism in Eukaryota, Fungi, Ascomycota, Pichiomycetes, Serinales, Debaryomycetaceae. Bases 1 to 1170 code for a protein of 389 amino acids.
AUGAGUGCAUCGGCAGAGCAGAAACGCAAAAUAGAAGAGAAUAGGGCACGAGUGUUGGAAAGGCUUCAAAAGAAGAGAUUAGGUAAUGCGACAAGCAACGAUAAGACCGCGUCAUCAUCGUCAUCCACUACCCAUAGAGAAUCACCAAAAAGGACACUAAAUCAAAUACUAGAUCCACCAACCAAGACACUCAAGUCCAAGUUUAUUGAUUUUGAAAGUGAUGGAUCAGUCAAGAGAUCAAAAACACAAGACCAAAUUCAAAAAGUUGAGCAAAAUAGACUUAGAGCAAUAGAGAUACAAAAUAGAUUACGAGAUCAGAAAGAAAGUAAACAAGCUCCUCAGCAAGCGGGUGAAGUUACCUAUGGACCAACUACUGAUUUGGAAAAGAUCCGAUUGAACAAAAACAAUCCUGAUUCGGUAUUUGAUUCUCGCAGGGGUAAAUUCCAGCCACCACCAAUUAAAAAGAAGGACUAUAUUGAGUAUGAUUUUGCUACAAUGCAAGAUACCAAAGGUGGGUUUAUACACGAUGAAGAUCGACCACGUCAUGAUGAAGAGACAUUACAAGAAUGGCAAGAUAAACAAAAGGAAUUGGAACAAUUAAAGAAAGCCGCGCCACCGAUUGAUAUCGACGCGGCACCGAAAUGCUAUGAGUGUGGAUCACUUGAUAUUGAUUUGAAUUUGUACACCAAUUUCCGCAAAGUUCGUGCUUGUCGACAGUGCAUCAAAAAGAUGCCGGAAAAAUACUCACUUUUGGUGAAGACAGAAUGCAAAGAAGAUUAUCUUUUAACAGAACCGGAGUUGCAAGAUCUAUCCUUACUUCCAAGGAUUGAAAAACCCAAUCCACAUGGCUACAGUCGCAUGCAAUUAUUUUUACGAUUCCAAGUUGAAGAAUUUGCAUUUAAAAAAUGGGGGUCAUCGGAAGGGCUAGAUUUGGAAUGGGAAAGACGUGAACAAAAUAAAUUGAAGCGGAAAGAAAAGAAAUAUCAGGAUGCAUUACGUGAAAUGAGGAAAAAGACUCGAGCAGAAGAGUUUACGAGGAAAUUACGCCAUGGUAAAUCGUUGAAUGAGAGGCAUGUUCAUGAUUGGGCUGCUCCUGUGAAAUUACUGGAUAAUAUGAUAAAGAGGCGAUGUAUUGAAUGUGGGAUAGAAAUUGAAGAAGUUGUUAUAUGA